This is a messenger RNA of Macrosiphum euphorbiae (potato aphid), 1053 nucleotides long. The record is from the annotation of a GenBank genome assembly. NCBI's taxonomy places the organism in Eukaryota, Metazoa, Arthropoda, Insecta, Hemiptera, Aphididae.
AUGUUUCCCCCAACGGACAUUCCAGACAACAGUAAUAUGUACAAUAAUGCAAAUUCGUACGUCUUUCAAGUGUUUUCUGUUCAAAUAAAUGGCACUCAAAUACGUACACCGAUCUGUCAAUGCCAUUUGAAAACAUUUUGUCAUAUCGCAAGCUGUUCAAACGAUAAAAUAAUGGAAGUGGCUACCGUCACAACGUACAGAGGAAACGUUCUUAACUUGUAUCAGUUUUGGAUUUUUAUCGGGCUCUUGGCGACGUAUUGGUCUUCUUAUUUGAUUUCGAUUGUAUUAAUAAAUCCUAUUUGUCUCGACACUUUGGGAGACAAAUCUGCAGAGGAUUUCGGAAGACAACAAUGUUGGAGCUCGAUCGGAUGGGGUGUUUCUUCUAUAUUCAUCGGGUGGCUCGUGGAUGUAUUUAGUUUCAAUAAAAAGGAUAAAGAUUAUUCUCCCGUAUUUUACUGUGGUGCUUUAAUGAUGGCUUUGAAUUUAGGAGUAGUAAAAACAAUCAAAGUUGUUGAAACGAGCAAAUCCGAAGGACGGUGGAAAAACAUGGGUGGGCUGUUCACUAAAUAUUACAUGAUCACAUUUUGCAUAUGGUCAAUAUUCAACACACUUUUCCAUACAAUCGUCACUAACUUUCUGUUCUGGUACAUGGAAGAUAUGGUCUCUGCUAACAACGACCAUAGCCAACGGGCGUGGCUGAAAACGCUCCAAGGUCUAGCCCAGGGCAUCCAGUGUUUCGGCGGUGAGAUACCAUUUUUCUUCUGGUCCGGUUGGAUAAUCAGAAAGAUCGGUUACGGCAAUUGCAUGGCCAUAGUGAUGGGAUCCAUGGCCAUCAGGAUGUAUCUCUACACAGUUAUCUGGAAUCCAACGUGGGUCAUUGCGAUAGAAUUGCUGAACGGCGUGUCGUACGCUUUGGGAUAUUCGGUGAAAAUGUCAUACGCUAAAAAGGUGGCUCCUCCCGACACGCUAAACACCAUAAUUGGGUUUAUCGGAUUUUUUGACUGCAUUGGUACGUUACUUUUUAUUAACGGUACGAGAUAUAUUAUCGUAUAA